Messenger RNA from Ailuropoda melanoleuca (giant panda), 312 nucleotides. RefSeq names its product ATP synthase subunit g, mitochondrial-like. Lineage: Eukaryota; Metazoa; Chordata; Mammalia; Carnivora; Ursidae. The transcript has a single exon. The record is from RefSeq and is a predicted model, not a curated record. Gene Ontology annotation, molecular function: proton transmembrane transporter activity. Gene Ontology annotation, biological process: proton motive force-driven ATP synthesis.
AUGGCCCAGUUUGUCUGUAACCUCAGGGAGAAGGCCCCCAUCCUGGUGAAUGCUGCUGGGACUUACUUGAAGCCUUGAUUGGCUGCAUUUUGACACUAUGCCAAGGUUGAGCUGGUUCCUUCAACCCCUCCUGAGAUCCUUACAACUACUCAGAGCUUGAAAAAAAUAGUAAAGUAUCCUCAAACCAGUAGCCUCAAAGGGCUCACUAUUAAGGAAGCUCUGCUGAAUGGUUUGGUGACCACUGAGGUGUGGCUGUGGUUUUAUGUUGGCAAAAUCAUAAGCAAGCAUGGCAUCGUUGGCUAUAAUGUUUGA